AUUUGUUUUAAAGUUGGCGCCAUUUUUAAUUUUAUUGUCAUGUGCAGUAGUCACAAAUUGGUCAUUUUACGAUAAGCACAGAAUAAUAAGUAUAUCAUUUACCUACCUGAUUACCAGAUAACAUAUUUUUAACAAGAAAAACCACUUCGACAUUUCAAACGCUGACCUGAAAGAAAUGUACAAUUUCGUCGAAAAUCUCAUGGACAGCAACCCCCAAGAAGGCGUCUUUUGCCCCAUUUGGACCCGUUUGGAAGCCAAUUGUGAUUUUUACGAGAACUACAACAGCCAACGAGAUGCCUCUGCCCCGUCUUUCAGCAGGAGGAGUGAAAUUCCAAUUUCAGUCCCACCACCCACUAGGAUUUUGUGUGGAAUAUGCUUCAGAUCAAUGGAGCAAAGAUUGCCUUGCGACUCCAGGGGUCCUUACGGGAUAAUGAAGCCGAAAAAUGUGUGUGACAAUUGUUUGUAUGGCACGAGGAGCUAUUAUGAGAAUAACAUGAAUUGGGGGGAAGAGUUUGUCAAUUUUAAUGGAUCCACAAGACCAUCCAUGGGUGCUGCCAAUAUGGAGUUUUAUCAUGACCCACAGCAUAAUUUACACGGUGGAACAUCAAAGAAAUAUGAUGAUAAAAUAAAAAAUGAAUUUGUUGAUGGAAUUCAAAAACUGAGAAUUAGUGAAACAACACCAACCUUUGAUUAUGGGUCAGAUUUGAUAUAUAUCGAUGGAAUUCCAUUGGAUUAAGGCUUUUACAUAAACAUAUUUUAUAUUUUUAUGAUUUAAUAUACUUAUAGGUUUUAACUAUUGUUAAGAAUCUAGUUUUAAAUAUUAUAUAUUCACUUAAAA
Aethina tumida (small hive beetle) is the source of this 838-nucleotide messenger RNA. RefSeq lists its product as uncharacterized. Lineage: Eukaryota; Metazoa; Arthropoda; Insecta; Coleoptera; Nitidulidae. The transcript is spliced from 8 exons. The coding region runs from base 176 to 736 and encodes 186 amino acids. The record is from RefSeq and is a predicted model, not a curated record.